This is a messenger RNA of Sardina pilchardus (European sardine), 719 nucleotides long. RefSeq names its product urotensin 2 domain containing (gene uts2d). The record is from RefSeq and is a predicted model, not a curated record. Gene Ontology annotation, cellular component: extracellular region. Bases 38 to 361 code for a protein of 107 amino acids. Lineage: Eukaryota; Metazoa; Chordata; Actinopteri; Clupeiformes; Clupeidae. Gene Ontology annotation, biological process: regulation of blood pressure; blood vessel diameter maintenance. Gene Ontology annotation, molecular function: hormone activity. The transcript is spliced from 5 exons.
UAGGAGGUGAACUCUGUUGGGAAAUCUAGCUGGUGUGAUGGACAGGGUUAUCUCCGUAAAUCUCCUACUUGGUGUCCUGGUCAUACUACCGCUGUUCGGAGUGGUCAGUGUACAAGCAAGAAGCCUCCUGGCCCCUGAAAACCAGGUUUUACCCCACAAAAACAAGGCAGACAUCCAGCAAAAAAUUCUAGCAUUAUUGCUGCAGAAAACCUUGGAGCCAAUUGACAGAAAUGCUUUGGAAUUUGAACUGUCUGGCAAAGAAGAGGACCUAGAGGAGCUGCAGAGGCAGAUCAUCUCAAGGGCUGAUGGAAAAGAACAUAGCAAAAGAGAAGAAGCCUGUUUCUGGAAGUACUGUGUGUGAUCACCAAGCCAGAGGACUGAUGGACAGCAUGACAAGACACUUACUUCCUCGGGAGAAAUGGGUUGAACAGAACUAAAGUGGAACGACAAACAGCCUCCGGAAGAUCAUGAACACAUGCAUAGAUUCAUCCUGGUAGAUAGCCCCAAAAACAGUACAUUCAUUUCAAUCACUUACAAGCUGAAACACAUUUUACAUCUCAUCCAUCACCCAAAUGACAUGGAUCCAAUAGGAAAUGCCUAGAAAAAGUGAACAAACAUAUUACAUUGCUUCAGCCCUCAAAACUGAUGAGCGUUAACCCCUAGUUCUCCAAGGUUGUUGUUCAUGUAGGUAUAAGUACAAUUCAUUUCUUAAUAGAAUA